Bombus huntii is the source of this 1657-nucleotide messenger RNA. RefSeq lists its product as uncharacterized. NCBI's taxonomy places the organism in Eukaryota, Metazoa, Arthropoda, Insecta, Hymenoptera, Apidae. The transcript is spliced from 2 exons. Bases 485 to 1540 code for a protein of 351 amino acids. The record is from RefSeq and is a predicted model, not a curated record.
GAAAAAGCACGUGGCAACGAUCGCGGACGCCUAGCAAAUGCAUGGACGGUGGGGAUGUUGAGGGAUGACAAAAGAAAGUAAUCGGAUCCGAUCGAAAGUAAAAUCAUAAGAGUCAGUCUUAGAAAGUCACGCCUAGAGUUCGGAAGUAAAUUGUAAAGUGUAUUGAUGUUAGAAAAAAAAUAAAGUUUUCUUUUUUUAUUUUUUACCUCAAAUUCCUUUUUUUAUUUUGUUAUUUUACGUGACAUUUUGGCGAUCCUGCCAGGAUAGUGAAAAGUGUUUGUUCGGAAACCAAAAGACAUUCAUCAUCUACGGAAGAUCGAAUUAUUUGGGACUACGGUCAUCCGCAACAACAAAGUAACUAUCACGAACCAAGUGAAAUAACAAUAAAAGGUAAACUGAAUUUCUUUGUACGUUACCGUGAAAGAAAAUUUAGCUUCAGUAGCCAAGACUCGUCUUCGUCUGAAAAUUAUAAAUCAGCGCAAUAAUGUCUAAGGCAAACGAAUCUCAAACUUCAACCUCAACUGACCCAAUGUUGCGAGCAAUAUGGGACAUUAUUCAAAAACAGAACGAGAACAUUGCCCUUUUACGAGAGGAAAUGUUACGUUUGUCUAUGCAAAAUGACGAAGAGAACAGACACAGGGCAGCAGAAAUCGAGAAUCUCGGGAAAACCGUCGCAGCGCUACGGACUGGGUUCGGAUCCCCUGCGACCGAUGAAUUUGUUUCCAUUAUCACCGAAGACAAUGAAAGUGCGUCGACAGCAAUCAAUCGCACCGUGAAUAUGGCAAAAGCACGCAAACUGUCAGAGUUAGCAGCUCCAGACACCCCACCUGUCCACCUCGACAUCGAACAACCCGAGGUGGAAGAAAGAGGCUAUUUUCCGCCCGCUCCUCCCACUCUACGAGCUAAGGAUGCAAUACGCUACAUCCCAACGCUCAACGGAGAUGAUGAUGUAGGAGUUGAAGACUUCAUCAAAGAAGUGAGAAGUAUGAAGGAUCGCUGUAUGGAGCAAGAUCUAUUGCUAAAAGCAAUAAAAGUGGAAAAAAUCGUGGGGAAAGCAGCCCAAAGUAUUCGCAACAUUCCUAUUGAGUAUUACGGUGAUCUGUACGACGCACUGAGAAAUAACUUAGCAGCACAAGUGACUUCGGAUGAGUACCAAGAACAAUUACGAGAGUUGAGACGGGGACGCGAGGAAUCAAUGCAAAGUUUUAAUAUUCGGUUUAGAAGAAUACUCAACCGUUUGCUGUACGCAGUAACCAAUGAGUACCCACAACCACUAACACGUAAAAUUAUGACUGAAGAAAUCACGAAGAAGACUGUUCGUGUGUACCUAAAGGGACUCAGACGCGACAUAGGGCGAAUACUAUUAAGCAGUGAACCCUUAAAUCUUCCGGAAGCUGAAAAAAAGGCAGCCGAUGUAGAACGCUACUUGCGAGAAGAACGACAACCUAAUUGGUCAUGUAAUCGCUUACCUUCGGUUAGUAAUCGCCCCGACAACCAGCAUAUGCAGAAAAUAGAUCACCUGCUGAACGCGCGCAGAUGAAGUGCUUCAAGUGCGGAAAGCUGGGACACAUUGCCAACAAGUGUCAAAAUUUUCUACCAGCGCGAUCGACCACCCGCAAGGAUUCAGGCAGUCCAGGAAUGGGACGAAAUACAAGAA